AUGACGGCCAAGCUGGCCUACAGUCAGAGGGCUCGCGCUCAAUACCCCACCCCACCACCUAUUCUACCCGCACCUCAGCCUUUGCGGACCUCAAGCUCAAAAUCACACGUUGCCAGGCCAAAUAAUCUUCAAAGUCGCACUCAAGAAAACAGCAACACGCCAAAACAAACUUUUUCAUUCACCUCCAUACGGCUGUACCCAGGCUGUACCUAUCGCAAAUGCGGUCGGGUACUUAGAAGACGAAACACAAGACCGAUGGAAUGCACAGAUAAGCAGAGAGAACGAGGCUACCCCGCUCGCUAUAUAGACGCGUCCCUAAACGGCGUUUCUGUGCCGGGCUGCGUGGGGGAAUGGUUGCCAUGGGCGUGUCUCCACCAGUGCAAGGGACGGUUCAGGAACACAGGCACUGGGGGCCUUAGGUAG
Messenger RNA from Laccaria bicolor S238N-H82, 423 nucleotides. RefSeq lists its product as uncharacterized. The transcript has a single exon. Bases 1 to 423 code for a protein of 140 amino acids. The record is from RefSeq and is a predicted model, not a curated record. NCBI's taxonomy places the organism in Eukaryota, Fungi, Basidiomycota, Agaricomycetes, Agaricales, Hydnangiaceae.